UGGAAAUUUGUGUGGCAACGCUGGCCGUCAUUUGUUUAUUUUUGUUCGAGAAAUAGAAAUAUUAAAAAAAUAACAUUUGACAUGAAUUCUAAUGGAGACGAGCUGCAUCCAAACUGGCGAGCACUGACUACACUGCAUGUGCCAUUAAAACGCUUUAUACGCGCUGGCGCUGCUGAAGAGGCAAAGCAGCAACCUGAGAAGCAUAAAAUCGAUGGCAUCACUGGAGACGAAGUGCACCAGUUUUACCAGGAAGUUCUGGAGACGCCAGCAACCGCUAGAAAAGUAACCAAAAGUCCUUCAAGGCCUAAGGAACCCCCACAGUUGCCCUACGACAGAAAUCGCUUCUUCCGCUUGGCCCAGAGUAACAAUGUGAAUGAAUUGCGUAAAAUGUGCAUUGAGGAGGAGGCAGACUUAAACGCUUGUGAUACUUAUGGCUGGACAGCAUUGAUGAUGGCAGCUUGUGAAGGCGCCACAAACUCUGUUGCCUGGUUACUGCAACUUGGUGCAAGUACUGAAAUCAAAGACAGAAGCGGAAACACAGCUUUACAACUUGCAAAAAGGAAAAAUCAUGUAACUAUUGUAGAAUUACUGCAACAGGGAAAUUCUGUUGAUGCGACAGAUGAUGCAGUUGAUGAUGAAUCUACAGCAAUGACAACGCCAUUCUUCUGCGACCUUUGCCAAAGGGAUUACAAGGAGUCCAGCUGGCGCACACAUCAAACAUCCACCAUACAUCGUUUCAACAGUAAAUCCCAAGUGACCGCCAACAAACUCCAAAAGUUCAACAUUCCGGGCAAGAAUCGCGGCCUGCAACUGAUGGUGAAGCAGGGCUGGGACCGCGAACAUGGCCUGGGACCAACACAAAGCGGACGCCUCUAUCCGGUGAAGACGGUGCUGCGCAAGCAACGCACCGGAUUGGGAAUUGAACAAUCCCCGGCGCGAGUGACACAUUUUAAUGCCUUUGACACGGAAGCCACAAGGCGACGCAGUGGGCAACAGCCACGACAUCGCACACGCAACGAAAUGAGGCAAGAGAAGUUACAAGCUUGGCGACAGGAACGCAGACUGCGGCAUGAGUUGAGCUGAUGUUGAAAUUGUAAAUAAACCACAAAAUAA
Messenger RNA from Drosophila nasuta, 1113 nucleotides. Its product is annotated as G patch domain and ankyrin repeat-containing protein 1 homolog. NCBI's taxonomy places the organism in Eukaryota, Metazoa, Arthropoda, Insecta, Diptera, Drosophilidae. The record is from RefSeq and is a predicted model, not a curated record. The transcript has a single exon. Gene Ontology annotation, molecular function: nucleic acid binding; protein binding. The coding region runs from base 82 to 1083 and encodes 333 amino acids.